Mugil cephalus (flathead mullet) is the source of this 3106-nucleotide messenger RNA. RefSeq names its product proton myo-inositol cotransporter-like. Gene Ontology annotation, molecular function: myo-inositol:proton symporter activity. The transcript has 12 exons. The record is from RefSeq and is a predicted model, not a curated record. NCBI's taxonomy places the organism in Eukaryota, Metazoa, Chordata, Actinopteri, Mugiliformes, Mugilidae. Gene Ontology annotation, biological process: transmembrane transport. The coding region runs from base 575 to 2422 and encodes 615 amino acids. Gene Ontology annotation, cellular component: membrane.
GUCAGCGUUAAUUGUCAUGUAGGAUAGAUAAACAGGACAUCGUCUUUAGGAUACAUUAAAAACUACUUGGUAUAAAAAUUGGAUGGGCAGGCGUUUUCCGAGUUGAUGCCGAAUAGUCGACCAGACGCAUUAUAUGUUCUUAAAUCCUGUUUUGAUCCUGUAAAAAUGUCAUAUAAAUAAGCAUUAGUUAAACCCGGAUAUUUUAAAUGGAGCUUGGCGCUACGUUGACGCUUAAGCGCCACAUUUAAAGUGACAGCGGGUCGUUUGACGUCACUUAAUCAUGGCCGCACACGGAGGGUAGCCGUGGCGCUGUCAGCUAGGUAAACAAACCUUUCAAGUCCCAUUAAAAGCCGAUCAGCUGCACCGUUUUGGCCGUUUGAAUUCCCGACAUGUCACUGAACAGGGUGCUGACCUCGGUUAACCACAGGAGCUCGUUACGUUAUCAUUAGCUACGAAUAGCUGUUAAAGUCUAAGCGCGUUGCUUUUUUUUUUUCCUGAUUUCUGUUUGGAGCUGGACAGCUGAGCACCCGCGGUUCUCAGCUACGAUGAAUGCAGCUUGCAGCGCCUGAGCCCUAUGAGCAACAGGAGACAGACAGCGGUGAACAAUGGAGAGCGGAGUCUCAUUGAAACUACCCCCGAGGACUCUUCCAGGAACCUCCUGGAUAAAGACUCCCCCACGAGUUUUGUCUAUGUGUUGGCUUUCUUCUCUGCGUUGGGAGGGUUCCUCUUCGGGUACGACACCGGCGUUGUUUCUGGGGCCAUGCUGCUGCUGAAGAAGGAGAUGAACCUGAACACCCUGUGGCAGGAGCUGCUGGUGUCCAGCACCGUCGGGGCAGCGGCCGCCUCAGCCCUGUGCGGAGGCCCCCUGAACGGCUGGCUGGGGAGGAGGAUCUGCAUCCUUAUCGCCAGCUUCAUCUUCAGCAUCGGUGGCGUUAUCUUGGCUGUUGCCCCGGACAAGGUGGUCCUGCUUGUUGGCAGGAUCACGGUUGGUUUGGGAAUAGGCAUUGCCUCAAUGACCGUUCCUGUAUACAUCGCAGAAGUUUCCCCUCCCCACAUGAGAGGUCAGCUGGUCACUGUGAAUUCUCUCUUCAUCACCGGCGGCCAGUUCAUUGCCAGCGUGAUCGAUGGGGCUUUCAGCUACUUGAGCCAUGACGGUUGGAGAUACAUGCUGGGCCUGUCCAUCGUUCCUGCCGUGCUGCAGUUCUUCGGGUUCCUCUUCCUCCCGGAGAGCCCCCGUUGGCUCCUCCAAAAGGGUCGGAGCCAAGAGGCCCGUCAAAUCCUGACCAAGAUCAGAGGAGGCCAGAACGUGGACGAGGAGUACGACACCAUCAGAACCAGCAUUGAGGAAGAAGAGGGAGGGGCGGGUGGAGGAGGUAUUGUUAUUUUCCGCAUCCUCAGCCACGGUCCCACUCGCAGGGCUCUCAUCGUCGGCUGUGGCCUUCAGAUGUUUCAGCAGCUAUCUGGGAUAAACACUGUCAUGUACUACAGUGCAACCAUUCUCCAGAUGGCGGGAGUGCGGGACGAUAAACAGGCGAUCUGGCUGACCGCCGCCACCUCCGCCACCAACUUUGUGUUCACGCUGGUCGGGGUGUGGCUUGUGGAGAGAGUGGGUCGCAGGAAGCUGACCCUGGGCAGCCUUUUAGGUACUGGGCUGAGUCUGACUUUGCUGGCGGUCGGGUUCUUGCUGUCUGCGCAGAGCUCUCCACCCAUAACCCUCCACCCAGUCGACCCUCAAAACUCAACCUGCAGUAUUUAUGGGUUCUGUGAAUCCUGCAUGUUGGAUCCAGAUUGUGGAUUUUGUUACCGUGAAAACGGCACCGCGGUAUACGACUCCUCCUGCAUUCCUGUCAGUCCGACGUCCACAGAUCACGCCGCCUGGGGAAGGUGUUUCAAUCAAACAGAGGCGACUGAGCCUCCAAUUUGGGCUUACAACUACUGUCCCACAUCUUACUCCUGGAUCGUCCUGAUGGGCCUCAUCUUGUACCUCGCAUUCUUUGCUCCAGGUAUGGGCACUAUGCCUUGGACGGUGAACUCAGAGAUCUACCCGCUGUGGGCGCGCAGCACCGGCAACGCCUGCUCAGCUGGUGUCAACUGGAUCUUUAAUGUCCUGGUGUCUCUGACUUUUCUCCACAUCGCUGAGUUCCUCACCUACUAUGGUGCGUUCUUCUUGUACACAGCCCUGGUGGCGCUGGGCCUCGUCUUUGUCCUGGGCUGCCUCCCAGAGACUCAGGGCCUGCAGCUGGAGGACAUCGAGAACCUGUUCACCGGUCGGCUCUGCUCCUGCGGAGGCACCUCGCCCAAAGACAAUCGCCACAUUCACUACAUCCGGCAAGGUUUGGAAAUGAGCUCAACAGACUAUGGAGCAGUGGAAUCAGACAGUGCUAUAUCCUAUGUAAUUGUAAGUACAGCACCAGGGUGUUAAAAGCUCUGCCAGCUUUCCUCCUAUGCUACGACAGCACUAAAUAUGCCUUUGUUUUUUUUUUGUAAUGUUCAGUUUCAUCUCUUUGUUGUUGCAGCUCAGAUAAUCGUGACCAAGUUCUCCUGAAUACGGAGCGCCUUUGAACACAAUGUGUCCUUAUACACUGGUACAUUUCAGUAUGUUACUAUUCGCUUUAGUGCUACAGCUGGCAUCUACUAGUUGUACAAUAUUACUUAUUACAAGUCGUCUUCUUUUCAUAUUAGGCUUUAAGUGAAUUAUGGAAACACAAAAAACUUUAAAUUGUGUGGUUACAGGUUCAUUAUCAUUUAGCGUAGCAUUCAUAGCAUCCAUGAAGAACUUACUGAUAUCCAAAAAAAAAUAUAUCUUUUUGUAUUGUGAAUUUUACAGAUGUUAUUCAGAAUACUGAUGCUGCCAUUUUGUACACGAGACACAAUUUAGCCUCAGGUGGACUGUAAUCCUUUGUUAGCAACAGUUUGGAUUAAAAAGGCCAUAAAUCAAUUGUGACAAAUGAGGUGUUUUCAGUCCUCGUUUUGUGGUUAAAAUUCUAAAGUGCUGUUGAUGAAGCUACCUUCCAUGUCUCUUUUAUUAUCCUCUGUCUAUGAUUGUGAUAUUUUGCUACUGAACAAACAAUUAAAGCAAUCUGAUAAUAAAGGUCAGUCAAUGUUU